AUGCGCGUCGAAUCUCCCCUGGCCUUGCUGGCCCUCUUCUACACCACGCACAGCUUGAAACCAACAAUCCCGCCACAGCCCCCCCAGGCAACAUGCGAGACGCCGCACUACGACGGCGUCGUGGAGGUGCAGGUCAUCGUGCAUGAGACGCCCGCAGGCUGUCCGGUGGUGGUGGAGACGCUCGUCGAACGGCCUACCGUCGUCGAAAUCCUUCCUGGCUAUACCCUGACGGUGACGGACGUGCCGACUUGCAUCGCGACGACGGUGGUGCCGACGGCAAGCAUCUGCUCUACCGAGUAUGCUACCGCGCGAAAUCUGCGGGUAGGAACGCAGGCCAGGCUGACACCAGACGUGUAG
Messenger RNA from Purpureocillium takamizusanense, 357 nucleotides. RefSeq lists its product as uncharacterized. The record is from RefSeq and is a predicted model, not a curated record. The coding region runs from base 1 to 357 and encodes 118 amino acids. The transcript has a single exon. NCBI's taxonomy places the organism in Eukaryota, Fungi, Ascomycota, Sordariomycetes, Hypocreales, Ophiocordycipitaceae.